Messenger RNA from Plasmopara halstedii, 510 nucleotides. RefSeq lists its product as uncharacterized. The record is from RefSeq and is a predicted model, not a curated record. Bases 1 to 510 code for a protein of 169 amino acids. Lineage: Eukaryota; Oomycota; Peronosporomycetes; Peronosporales; Peronosporaceae. The transcript is spliced from 2 exons.
AUGUUCGUUUGCGAAAAUUGGUGCCAUUCUUGUGGUGGACAACUCGCGUAUGAUUCUAAGAACGGAAUUGAUGAUAUAUCCCGUCGACCGCACAUUAAUGAGAGUGUUAAAGAAUGCGACAAUGCGAUUGACAUUGAAGUUGACGAACAAGUCAAACCGACCAUCACUGUGAAGACCUCAACUCAAAAUGGUAUUGCUUCGUAUUCUCGUCUUAGUGAUCGUAAACUCUCUCGUUCUCGUGGGAAAGAUGGAGUUCAUGAUAAUAAUCGCGUUGUUCUCUUUGGUUUAUCGCGCCAAGGUCGCUUUUCACAAUUUGAUCGUACGCACUUACUGGAAAACAGUAUUGAAGACCGUAUCAUGACUAAUAUGCGGUUGCAGGCCAAAGAAACGCACAAGAAAACGUCUGCAAAUGAUGCAAAAGUCUUCGUUUCAACGGAUACGAAAUCGGACAACCUGUCAUCGAGGAACCGCAAAAAUGCUAAAGCAAUGGUUUCUUUGGAAGAAAAUUAG